Molecule: messenger RNA, 1125 nt
Organism: Eruca vesicaria subsp. sativa (arugula)
Lineage: Eukaryota; Viridiplantae; Streptophyta; Magnoliopsida; Brassicales; Brassicaceae
Source: the annotation of a GenBank genome assembly
AAAAGAAUCGCAAAUAUGUCAAACCCAUUUCUUUCAUCCCUAUAUUUUCUACUACUCCACCACAUCAAACCCGAAUCUUGAAUACAUAUAUAGACAAAAGAAAAAGAUCAAAGAGGGCUCAUAUAUCAUCUGAUCUUUAUAUCUAUGGGGGCAACUUCAUCAAGCCUCACCGGAUCCGAGACUUAUGCUGGAAAGUUAUGCGGUCUCGAAGACGUGCCUGAGAACUGUAUAAUGGCAAUGUUUAUGUACAUGGAGCCACCGGAGAUAUGCAUACUUGCAAGGGUGAACAAAUCAUUUCAUAGGGCGUCGAGAUCCGACACCGUGUGGGAACACAAGCUUCCCCGUAACUACAAGUUUCUGGUCCGAAGAAUCCUUGAAGAUCAACAACAAGAAGGUGAAAAAGACAAAGUUAUCAGCCGCACGAAAGAGAUCUAUGCAAGGCUUUGCCGACCAAACCUCUUUGACGCCGGCACAAAGGAAGCAUGGUUGGACAAGAGAAGUGGGAAAGUGUGUUUGGCGAUAUCACCAAAGGCGAUGAAGAUAACCGGCUUUGAUGAUCGCCGAUAUUGGGAACAUAUUUCUUCCGAUGAGUCCAGAUUUGGAUCAAUAGCUUAUCUCCGGCAAGUUUGGUGGUUAGAGGCAGUCGGAAAUAUCAGAUUUGAAUUUGCACCUGGAAAAUAUAGUAUACUCUUCAAGUUACAUUUAGGCAAACCUUUGAGAAAGUGUGGGAGAAAAAUAUGUUGUUUAGAACAAGUUCAUGGUUGGGAUAUCAAACCGGUCAGGUUUCAACUGUCUACAUCGGACGGCCAAUGCGAUAUGUCUGAACGAUAUUUUAAUGAACCAGGAAGGUGGGUUUAUCAUCACGUGGGUGAUUUCGUCGUGGAGGAUGAGAACUUACCCGUUUGGGUCAAGUUCUCUAUGCUCCAGAUAGAUUGUACGCAUACCAAAGGUGGUUUAUGUUUAGAUUGUGUGAUCAUAUGUCCAUUUGAGUGUAGAGAGAAAUCCACAUAUUUCGAUUAAUUUCUGUUUGAAAGGUGUUGUUUUGAUAUGUUAGUUUGUAGGAUGUUAUGUCUUUGUAAAUAUACACAGUCGGUUUAUACGUAAGAUGAUUAAUAUAAUCAGAUC